CCAUUCAGGCAGCUUGAAGGCCAGCACGCUGGGGUCCUCUCAGCCAGUAGAAGCUAGCAUAAAUUGCGAAGAGAAUAUCUCGGUGAAAAAUUCACUUAUUCGAUAUUGUGGUUAUUUGUUCCAUGCCAAAUCUCCUCCCUUAGGUAACCAAAUAUUCUCCGUGAUAUAUACUCCCCCCAAAAAAUAGUUCGAAUUUAAUUGUUGGACAAAGGCGCUGUGUGGAUGCCAAAUGGACUAUGGACUGCUAUGCCCCAGUAAAUGACGGUGAUUCGGCAAAACAGCAGGAGCGGCAUUACUACCUGUUGUCAGAGCUGCAGAACUUGGCGAAAGAUUUGCCGAGCUCCUUCCAGCAACGCCUGUCCUACAAUACACUUGGAGACCUGGCUCUGGCCCUCAUAGAUGGAACAGUUUAUGAGAUCGUGCGGGGGCUCCUGGAUAUUCAGCACCUGACAGAGAAAAACCUUUACAGCCAGAGGCAGAAGUUGCACUGUGAACACCAAGCCCUGAAGCAAGAUAUAGCACGGAAGCACAAAGAAGCCCUGCUGUCAUGCAAGUCUCACAACCUGGCACUCCUCAAAUCAAAUCAGCAAGCUGAACAGGAGGCGCUUGAAAUUCGUGUGCGGGAGGAACAGAGAAUGAUGGAUAAGAAAAUUGUGUCUGAGAUCGAUCAAAAAGUUACAGACCAACAGAAUACUUUGGAGAAGGCUGGAGUUCCUGGUUUCUACAUCACUGCAAAUCCCCAGGAGCUGACAAUGCAGAUGAACCUGCUGGAGUUGAUCCUGAAGCUUCAACAGAAAGAGUCCCAGUCCGGGUUUUUCUAAGAUGCAACAUAAGGCAUGACAACAACAAAAAAAUACCUCGAUGACAUUUAAAAAAAAAAAAGUGCUUAAACCCCGCAUUAUCAUCGGAAAACCAUCAAGUUACUUGAAAAUAGAUGCAUUUGAAAUAUGGGACAUGAACGUGUGAAUUGUGUCCCUGAAAUCAUUUUUUUUCACCCACUGGCAACGUGAUGGGUUCUUUAUGGGAACUUGAAGAUCCAGAAAGAUCAACCCAAGCAAAUACACUUAAAUCUGGAGAGGUGCUUUUGGAUUUAGGAUGGAAGAGUCUGACAGUGCUUGUUUUGAUCUGAUUGCAUAUUUGCGACAAUAUUAAUUCAGAUGCACUGUACUUUAUGAGCACCCUUGCUUUGUUGUGGAUUGUUGGGAUUUUUUUUUCCAGACCUUGAUGGAGACGGGACCAACUUGAACAGAUGUUCUUGAUUAAAGUUAACUUUUUUGUGUACAUACUGAAUACAAAAUUGAAAAAUUAUUUUUCAACAUUAAAUAUUUAUAAUACAA
Messenger RNA from Syngnathoides biaculeatus (alligator pipefish), 1337 nucleotides. It is a transcript of the gene dgcr6, whose product is annotated as DiGeorge syndrome critical region gene 6. The transcript has 5 exons. The coding region runs from base 237 to 821 and encodes 194 amino acids. The record is from RefSeq and is a predicted model, not a curated record. Lineage: Eukaryota; Metazoa; Chordata; Actinopteri; Syngnathiformes; Syngnathidae.